Protomyces lactucae-debilis is the source of this 429-nucleotide messenger RNA. RefSeq names its product ribosomal protein S12/S23. Gene Ontology annotation, molecular function: structural constituent of ribosome. The record is from RefSeq and is a predicted model, not a curated record. The transcript has a single exon. NCBI's taxonomy places the organism in Eukaryota, Fungi, Ascomycota, Taphrinomycetes, Taphrinales, Protomycetaceae. The annotation marks the transcript as partial. Gene Ontology annotation, biological process: translation. Gene Ontology annotation, cellular component: ribosome; cytosolic small ribosomal subunit.
GGUAAGCCAAGCGGAAUCAAUACCGGUCGCAAGCUGCGCACCUACCGUCGUGUCAACCGAUGGGCCGAUGAAGCCUACAAGAAGCGUCUGUUGGGUACAGCCUUCCGUUCCAACCCACUCGGUACCGCUUCUCACGCAAAGGGUAUCGUCCUUGAGAAGAUUGGUGUUGAGGCAAAACAGCCCAACUCUGCCAUUCGUAAGGCUGUGCGUGUACAGCUCAUUAAAAACGGAAAGAAGGUGACGGCGUUUGUGCCGAAUGACGGUUGUCUCAACUUUGUGGAUGAGAACGACGAGGUCCUCAUUGCCGGUUUCGGUAAGUCUGGUAAGGCAAAGGGUGAUAUGCCUGGUCUGCGUUUCAAGGUCGUCAAGGUCUCUGGUGUCGGUCUCUUGGCGCUUUGGCUCGAGAAGAAGGAGAAGCCACGAUCAUAA